UGGGUGCAUCCUUCAUCAACAUCCAUUCAUCCAUGUACACAGGAGGAGAUCAUCGAGGCUGUUAAAGGCUCCUUUCAUUUCAGGGGAAGUCAGAGCCAAGUGAACUUGACAGAUCUUGAUUACAAUGGCGUGAAGCCUUUGCCAGAACAUUACGAAUACUUCAACCGACACCAACCAGUGAGUGAAAUAGCACGUAUUUACGACAGUCUUAUGACAAUAGCCUUAGCCCUCAACGCCUCGAUAGAUGAUCUCCAGCGCCUUCAGCCUCCUCGAAGACUUGAAGAUUUUAGGUAUUCUGAUGCCGAGAUGGCUCGAGUGAUUCUUAAGAGCGCGGAUAAUAUCAAAUUCAUUGGAUUGCAGGGUCCAGUGCUGAUUGAAAAUGGUCAGCAAAACAGUGACAUUGUCGAAAUAGUGCAGGCACAAGGUGAAGAGUUGACUACGGUAAUGAUAUACAAAACGGAUAGUCAAGCUUUAGAAACGUCUGGAGUCUCUAGGAUUAUUUGGAAAGGCGAUCAUAUUCCAGUGGAUGGUAUUACAACGAGGAAAGUCAUCCUACCGGUGUCCUUAACAACUCAGGCCGUGCUUAUCUCUCUUGCCUUGGUCGGUGUGGUCAUCGCAUUGGCCUUCCUUUUUCUCAACAUCAGAUACAAGCACAGGAGGUGAGCCGAAACUCGGUUAUCAGUGUUAUUCCAAAGGCACUCGCAAAAUGCAGGAAGUAAAAUAUGUGAUUCCGUAGAAAAUA
Messenger RNA from Acanthaster planci (crown-of-thorns starfish), 742 nucleotides. Its product is annotated as gamma-aminobutyric acid type B receptor subunit 2-like. Gene Ontology annotation, cellular component: G protein-coupled receptor heterodimeric complex; membrane. Lineage: Eukaryota; Metazoa; Echinodermata; Asteroidea; Valvatida; Acanthasteridae. The record is from RefSeq and is a predicted model, not a curated record. Gene Ontology annotation, molecular function: G protein-coupled GABA receptor activity. Gene Ontology annotation, biological process: gamma-aminobutyric acid signaling pathway; G protein-coupled receptor signaling pathway.